AUGAAUGUCGGCAUUUCAGUUUUUAUUUUCAUUGACAAACCUUCCCAGCCUAUGUAUCUCAUAUUUUGCAACCUGUCACUUAGUGACAUAAUUGGAUGUACAAAUAUUUUGCCCCGUUUGCUGCAGAAUUUUGCGGCCUCCUUCGAGCGUCUCAUCAGUUAUUAUGGAUGUGUGGUUCAAGCUUUCCUCACGCAGUUCUUUGGUACCACUUCCCACACUGUGCUCAUGAUUAUGGCCUUUGACAGAUAUGUGGCCAUCUGCUAUCCACUACGCUAUUCUGCCAUAAUGACCAACAAGAUGGUGAUGAAGCUGACAGUUUUUGCCUGGGGAUCAGCCUUUGUUUUGGUUGGGAUUCUUAUCGGUCUGACUGUACGGCUAAACCGAUGCAGGAUCCUGAUCACAAAUCCUUUCUGUGACAAUCCCUCCUUGUUUAAACUCUCCUGUGAGAGUGUGUUUAUUAGUAAUGUCUAUGGCCUCACAUUUACUGUAGUCCUGUUCGUAGCUUCUAUAGGUAGUAUGAUGGGUCUGUCUCUGUAG
Molecule: messenger RNA, 537 nt
Organism: Larimichthys crocea (large yellow croaker)
Lineage: Eukaryota; Metazoa; Chordata; Actinopteri; Sciaenidae
Product: olfactory receptor 1500
Biological process (GO): detection of chemical stimulus involved in sensory perception of smell; G protein-coupled receptor signaling pathway
Cellular component (GO): membrane
Molecular function (GO): olfactory receptor activity; odorant binding
Source: RefSeq, a predicted model, not a curated record